Phragmites australis (common reed) is the source of this 2456-nucleotide messenger RNA. RefSeq lists its product as uncharacterized. The record is from RefSeq and is a predicted model, not a curated record. The coding region runs from base 178 to 2175 and encodes 665 amino acids. The transcript is spliced from 3 exons. Lineage: Eukaryota; Viridiplantae; Streptophyta; Magnoliopsida; Poales; Poaceae.
CAUUGAAUGCCUUCUCCCUUACAGGUCCUCGAAAAAACCGUUCUUUCCUUCCGUGCCCCAUAAUUCCCUCCCCUUGUCGCGUCCGUCUCCAACGUCUCCCAAGCCUCGCUCUCUAGUCCCUCUCCCCUCCACCCUCGCCUCCUCGCGCCGCCGGAGCCCUAUCCCCGCCAGCCGCCAAUGCCGCCAUCCUCCCGCGCCUCCGCGUACUCCUUCGCCCUGCCGCCCCGCGCCCCCCGCCGCCUCCGCCAUCACCGUCCGCUCAAAGGCACACCCGCCGCCGCAAGCACCGGUGGCGGCGGACGCCGAGGCUGGCCGGCUACCCCGCAGCUGCGUUGGGCCGCGCGGGGCGGCGAGGGCAAUGCCGGCGCAGAGAAGCCGCGCGGGGACCCGGCCACCUCCGUGAGACGGCUGGCCGCGGCGGUGUGGCGGCUGCGCCCGCCGGAGGAGGCACCCGCCGGCGAGCGCGACGUCACCGGCCGUGUCGGCCUCGAGCAUAUACCGAGACAUUUACAAGCUCAGCUUCUGAGGAGGGAUCCUCUUGGUCACCACCAUCAUCUGAAGAAUGACAGUUCAAGCCCCGACUCAGUCCUGGAGCCACGUAGUGGAGAGCUUCACAAGGUACAGCUUCAUCUUGCCUCUAACUUGGAGAACGUAACAAAAUGGGAGCCUAUGAACAUAAAGGGGAUUGAACCUGAUGGGGCCUAUGUGAUUGCUAGUCAACUAAAUCUAGUUGAGGAACAGCAAGGGGAAGGUUAUGUUGCUGCCCUCCAGAUGGAGCUUCAUCAGGCACGGGAUAAGGUGAGUGAGCUAGAAGCCGAGCGGCUUUCAGCCAAGAAGCAACUUGAUCACUUGUUCAAGAAACUCUCAGAGGAGAAAGCAGCUUGGCAAAACAGAGAGCACAAGAAGGUUCGAGCCAUUCUUGAAGAUAUGAAGGCAGAUCUUGAGCAUGAGAAAAAGAACCGGAGGCAAUUGGAGACUAUUAACUUUAAGCUUGUUGAUGAGUUAAAAGAGGUCAAAAUGGCGGCAAAGCAGCUGCUGCAGGAGUAUGACAAUGAGCAGAAGACGCGCGAACUUACAGAGGAGGUGUGCAACAAGCUGGUGAGGGAGAUAGAGGAACACAAGUCAGAGAUAGAAGCAUUGAAGCAGGAUUCUCUCAAACUGCGGGGGGAGGUGGAUGAGGACAGGAAAUUGCUACAGAUGGCUGAGGUGUGGCGUGAGGAGCGUGUGCAGAUGAAACUUGUUGAUGCAAAACUCACUCUUGAAGCCAAAUAUGAACAGUUGAGCAAACUACAGCAGGAUGUCGAGGCUUUCAUCUCCACUUUCAGCUCUGCCAAAGGAGACAGCGCACUUGUCCAAGCAGCAGAUAACAUGGUACAAGCAAUUGGAUCAGUCAGAGCACAAGAGGUUGAAUUCACGUAUGAGCCACCGCGGGCAUCAGAAGAUAUACUGUCCAUCUUUGAAGAGCUGCGCCCAAGUGAAGAGCCUGAGAAAAAGAAGACCGAACCGUGCCAUAAGCAAAGUUACGCAUUUUACGAGACAGAAAUCCAAGAAGCUAGCCCGAUGGCUGAUAUAUUCAUGGAAAACCGAGCCAAAUUGUUCCCAGAUGGAAGCCCUUGUGAUGAGAGCGAGACAGAAGAUGCCAGCAGCUGGGAGACCAUGAGCCAUGAAGAGAUGCAGGGCUCAAGCCGUUCGCCGUAUGGAAGUGAACAUUCAAUCAACAAGAUCUUUGACAGAAUUUCAUGGACAAGUGGAAAUGAUUCCGAGGGUGGCCAGAACAACAAGCUGUGUGAUGACUUGAGCAAUAAUUACUUGACAGACAUGAAACAGCCCAAGAAGAAAGAGUCGGCCAUAUCGAAGCUCUGGAAGUCAUCCCCUCUGAAAAACUUUGAUUUCCGCGCGAAAGAAGCUGCAGAGAUGAUAAAUGGGAGAUCAUCAAAUGCAAGUCUCCCAAAUGGCGUGUAUUCUACUACCAAAGGCGCGAAUCAAGAAAUGGGACUCAGCUCCCCAAGUACAGCGCAAUGGAGCUCUCCGGACUCGAUGAACAGUCAGCUCAACCGGGGUUUCAGAGGCUGCAUGGAGCUGGUUCAGAGGCAGAGCCUGAAGGCGAAGCUUCUGGAAGCUCGGAUGGAAAGCCAGAAGAUUCAGCUCCGUCAUGUGCUCAACCAGCAAACUUAAGUUAGAACUGCAAUCUGCGUCAAGAAAUAAAAUUCCAAGCAAUGGAUUUACUUCAUUUCUCUCGUGCAUUGUAGCAUGUAACCUAGUCUCCUGUAUUUUCACUACAUAGAACUGAAUAGCUAGCUGUAGCCUUGUAGCUGACCUGGCCAUAGUUGAUGCUUCUGUCUAAUUGUAGCAGUACAUAUGACAGGUUGUACCGUUGAGUGUCAUCUUGAUGUGUAAUGUAGCAGUAAACAAGAAGCAAUGUUUAGACAAACUGCACUGGCAAUGAAGAAAUGUUC